Molecule: messenger RNA, 309 nt
Organism: Thlaspi arvense
Lineage: Eukaryota; Viridiplantae; Streptophyta; Magnoliopsida; Brassicales; Brassicaceae
Source: the annotation of a GenBank genome assembly
AUGGUUUUGGUCUCGAUGGAAACAGGAGCGAAAGAGCUCGUCGACGCCGAAAUUACCGAAGUUCCUCGAAGUUUUCACUACCCUUCUUCUACUAUAUCCAACAACAGACCUGAUGAUAUCUCCGGCUUAAACCUCACCUUCCCAAUCAUCCAUCUCAGAGAAAUAAACAACGAGAGAAACGCCAUCGUCUCGAAGAUCAAAGACGCAGCAGAGAAUUGGGGAUUUUUUCAGGUGAUCAAUCAUGGUGUUCCUUUAUCAGUUCAUGAAGAGAUAAACAAGGAGUUCGAAGGUUUCACGAAGAAGAUCUGA